GAGUUCACCAUGGCUGGGUUGACCGUGGUUGGGUUGACCAUGAUGAGUUCACCAUGGUUGGGUUGACCAUGGUUGGGUUGACCAUGGUUGGGUCGACCUUGGCUGGGUCGACCGUGGUUGUCGGGACCGUGGUGCCACCUGCUCUCUAUCUCCUCGUGCCGCGUCCCCGUGCCCCGGUGGGCUCUGGUGGCCCGGGGGCCGUCCCCAGCGCGGUGAUGUCCCCCAGGUACGCCAGCCUCUACUUCUGCUGCGCCAUCGAGGGCCAGGACAACGAGCUGAUCACGCUGGAGCUCAUCCAUCGCUACGUGGAGCUGCUGGACAAGUACUUCGGCAGCGUGUGCGAGCUGGACAUCAUCUUCAACUUCGAGAAGGCGUACUUCAUCCUGGACGAGUUCGUCAUGGGCGGCGAGAUCCAGGACACCUCCAAGAAAAGCGUCCUCAAGGCCAUCGAGCAGGCGGACCUGCUGCAGGAGGAGGACGAAUCCCCCCGCAGCGUCCUGGAGGAAAUGGGGCUGGCUUAGACCCCAAACCCAAAAAAAAAAUUAAUGAAAUAAAAAUAAAUUAAUUUAAUUAAAUUUAAAAAUAUUAAAAAAAUUAAAAUUUAAAAAAGUAUUGAAAAAAAAUUUAAAAAAAUAAAAUUAAAAAUGUAAUAAAUAGAAAUUUCCUGGAGGAAAUGGGGCUGGCUUAGACCCCAAACCCAAAAAAAAAUUAAUGAAAUAAAAAUAAAUUAAUUUAAUUAAAUUUAAAAAUAUUAAAAAAAUUAAAAUUUAAAAAAGUAUUGAAAAAAAAUUUAAAAAAAUAAAAUUAAAAAUGUAAUAAAUAGAAAUUUCCUGGAGGAAAUGGGGCUGGAUUAGACCCCAAACCCAAAAAAAAAAUUAAUGAAAUAAAAAUAAAUUAAUUUAAUUAAAUUUAAAAAUAUUAAAAAAAUUAAAAUUUAAAAAAGUAUUGAAAAAAAAUUUAAAAAAAUAAAAUUAAAAAUGUAAUAAAUAGAAAUUUCCUGGAGGAAAUGGGGCUGGAUUAGACCCCAAACCCAAAAAAAAAUUAAUGAAAUAAAAAUAAAUUAAUUUAAUUAAAUAAAAAAAAUAUUUAAAAAAUUAAAAUUUAAAAAAAAAUUUAAAAAUUAAAAAAAAUAAUAAAAUUAAAAAUGUAAUAAAUAGAAAUUUCCUGGAGGAAAUGGGGCUGGAUUAGACCCCAAACCCAAAAAACAAUUAAUGAAAUAAAAAUAAAUUAAUUAAAUUAAAUUAAAAAAUAUAAAAAAUUAAAAUUUAAAAAAAAAAUUUAAAAAAAUAAAAUUAAAAAUUUAAUAAAUAAAAAUUUCCUGGAGGAAAUGGGGCUGGAUUAGACCCCAAACCCAAAAAAAAAUUAAUGAAAUAAAAAUAAAAAUAAAUUAAAUUAAAUAAAAAUAAAAUUUUUUAAAAAAUUAAAAAAAAUAAAAAUAAAAAUUAGAAAUAAAAA
Cinclus cinclus is the source of this 1455-nucleotide messenger RNA. RefSeq names its product AP-1 complex subunit sigma-1A-like. Gene Ontology annotation, biological process: vesicle-mediated transport; protein transport. The record is from RefSeq and is a predicted model, not a curated record. NCBI's taxonomy places the organism in Eukaryota, Metazoa, Chordata, Aves, Passeriformes, Cinclidae. Bases 54 to 521 code for a protein of 155 amino acids. The transcript has 3 exons. Gene Ontology annotation, cellular component: intracellular membrane-bounded organelle.